This is a messenger RNA of Opisthocomus hoazin, 1482 nucleotides long. Lineage: Eukaryota; Metazoa; Chordata; Aves; Opisthocomiformes; Opisthocomidae. The record is from RefSeq and is a predicted model, not a curated record.
UUCGACUGCGGAGCGAAGAACCCUAGCUGGGCAAGCAUAACAUAUGGAGUUUUCCUCUGCAUUGAUUGUUCAGGGACUCAUCGAUCACUUGGUGUUCAUUUGAGUUUCAUUCGAUCUACAGAACUGGAUUCCAAUUGGUCUUGGUUUCAGCUGAGGUGCAUGCAAGUUGGAGGAAAUGCAAAUGCUUCUGCUUUUUUCCAUCAACAUGGAUGCACAACAAAUGAUACCAAUGCAAAGUAUAACAGUCGUGGUGCUCAGCUUUAUAAGGAGAAGAUUAAAUCUCUUGCAACACAGGCAACAAGAAAGCAUGGUACUGAUCUGUGGACAGAUGGAUGUGGAAUGCCACCUGUGUCACCUCAAAACAAAGAGGAAGACUUUUUUGCAUCGCAUGUUUCUCCCAAGGCAGAGAAUACAGAGUGGGUGUUAUCAGAGCCAGAGCCAGUUUCUCUGCAGCAGAAAACUUCAGAAAAUAGUCCAGAGUGCUAUGAAGGACCAGACCAUGGACCAAGUGUUGAUUGCCUCAGUACAUCACCAAAAGCUGCAUUAGAGAACGCCACCUUCAUAAAAAAGAAGCCAAAUCAAGCUAAGAAGGGGCUCGGUGCCAAAAAAGGUGGUUUGGGGGCACAAAAAGUGAGCAGCCAAAGCUUUAAUGAGGUUGAAAAACAAGCACAAGCUGUAGAUAAAAUGAAGGAACAAGAGGAUCUUCAUAGCAGUAAGAAAACUGAGAAGGAAGAGCCACUCGUGUCAUCUUUACGGUUGGCCUACAGAGAUCUUGAUAUUAAAGCAAAAGAAGAAAAGUUAAAUCUAUCUGGUAGAAAGAAAAAUGAACUGGAGAGACUUGGCAUGGGGUUUCGCAGCAACAGAAGUGGCAUUUCUCACUCGGUCACCUCAGAUAUGCAGACAAUAGAGCAAGAAACACCUGCAAUUGCAAAGCCGAAGAAAAAGUACAUAGAUGAUGUAGAUGACUCACAUUUCUCUUCUAGUUCAAGGUACUAUGAUUCUUCAGAUGUGAGGAGCAGUACUUUCUCUAAAUGGGAUGACAAUACAGAUUCUCUUUGGAAGAAAGAAAGUAACAGUAGAGAUGCUGAUGUAAUGUUAACUUCCAAAAGUACGGGAUUUUCAGACAGGCCUGCAUCUCGUCGUAAGCCUGAAUAUGAACCAUCUUUAAACACAGAUGAGGCACAAAAAAAAUUUGGCAAUGCAAAAGCAAUUUCAUCAGACAUGUAUUUUGGAAGGCAGGAUCAUGCUGAUUACGAAGCAAGGGCUCGACUAGAAAGACUCUCUGGAAGCUCCUCUAUAAGUUCAGCUGACUUGUUUGAAGAUCAGAAAAAACAACCAACAGGAAGCUACAAUAUUACGAAUGUCUUGCCUUCAGCUCCUGAUAUAGCUCAGUUUAAACAAGGAGUGAAAUCAGUGGCUGGAAAACUUUCUGUACUUGCUAAUGGGGUCAUGACAUCUAUACAAGAUCGAUAUGGUUCAUAA